This is a messenger RNA of Panicum hallii, 542 nucleotides long. RefSeq names its product phylloplanin-like. The transcript has 2 exons. The coding region runs from base 1 to 492 and encodes 163 amino acids. The record is from RefSeq and is a predicted model, not a curated record. NCBI's taxonomy places the organism in Eukaryota, Viridiplantae, Streptophyta, Magnoliopsida, Poales, Poaceae.
AUGGCGCCCAGGAGCCUUACCCUCCUCGCCGCCCUCCUCGUCGCCGCCGCCGCCGCCGACCAGGUUGGUGCCGGCGUGCCGGCGCCGGCGGGCGUGAGUCCCCUAGUUGGCUACGAGAUCAUCUACGGCAGAGUGCCGUGCCGCAACGGGAGCUCCAUCGACGGAAAGGCGGGCCCGCCGUUCCCCAACGCCACCGUGGAGCUGGUGUGCCGCGAAAACCCCGCCGUCAGGGUGCUCAACAUGACGACGGACGCCGCCGGCCGCUUCGGCGUCUACACGGUCAAGAUCCCCAACAUCGACGGCGUGCUCCACGACGCGCUGCACGACCGGUGCAGGGUGGUGGUGAUCACCCCUCUGGCCGCCUGCGACGAGUCCCUGGCCGGCGUCACCGGGAGGCUGACCGCGCCGCUGAAGCUGCCGCCGCACCCGCCCAUCGGCCUCGGGGUCGGCUUCUCCCUCGUCUUCACCGUCGGGGCCUUCUCCGUAGUCUAGAUCAUGAUCCUCGGCUGGAUCGGAGAUGCAUGCAUAUCUGGCCGCGGUGU